Messenger RNA from Acanthocheilonema viteae, 633 nucleotides. The record is from the annotation of a GenBank genome assembly. Lineage: Eukaryota; Metazoa; Nematoda; Chromadorea; Rhabditida; Onchocercidae.
AUGGAUUCAAAUAGUAUUGAAGGUAGCACAUUGGUAUCAACCAUUGCAAAUUGUAUUGAUCGAAUUUUAGUGCAACAAUUGGAGGUAUUGGGUGGGAAAAUAGGAAGCAGCGAUGAUGGGGAACAUUUGCGUGAUCAGGUAGCAGAAGUAACAUCAUCAGCUAAUACGUUAAGCAAAGAAACGAACACUUUGAUGAAACGUUUGGUGGAAUUAUCAAAUGAUCAGAGGUAUGCAUCGGCAAUGAAAGUGCAUCGUGAACGACUUAUGGGUGAUUUAAUUGGUGUUUUAAAUCGUUUACAAGUAGCCCAAAGGAAUGCGGUUGCGAAAGAAAAGGAGUCAAUGAAAGCAGUAGCUGCUCAGGAUCAGCAAGUUAGCCAUCAGAUAGAACAAGUAAAUGAUGAGGAACAACAAGAACGACAGCAACUUCAGAUUCAACAUCAGCAGCAUCUCAUGGAAAUUAGAGAAAGGAGUGAGGCGAUGAGACAGCUUGAUCAAGAUAUCAGUGAUGUAACACAGGUGAUGAAAGAUUUAGCGAGAAUUGUACAUGAUCAGGGUGAAAUUGUGGACAGCAUUGAAGCAAAUGUGGAACAUGCAUCGAUGCAAGUGCAACAGGCCAGUACUUUCAUUCUGUGA